UAGAGCUACAACUACGGUAGAGUGCAGUGUACCACUACAGUAGUUGCCGCUCACGGGCCUGCGUCAUGUGAGUUAGUAACACACUACAGUGAUUGCUUUUAUUGCUUUGGGUUUUCUUGGAUUUGUUCUUUAAAAGCGUAAAAAUAGAUCCUUACUAAAUAGAAGUUUUUUCAUAUAAAACGUUUUACAGGCCACAUAUAAAUAAGUGAACCUUUUUAAAAUUUUACAAAAUACCGGUUAUAAAAUGUUUAAUAUAUGGAAAUUUUUCAGCAGCAAAGGAUGGAUGUUCUGGAAGAGAAGGCGUCACUUGGUGACCUUUCUCGCAUUCUUGGGAUUCUUCAAUAUCUACACCCUAAGGGUGACACUGAACGUGGCUGUGGUCGCAAUGACAUCUUUCUAUCCCGUCGCUUUAGAUAAUGGAACAGUUGUACAAAUUCAAGACUUUAACUGGGACUCGAAAACAAGAGCAGUUGUUUUAAGCUCCUUCUUCUGGGGGUACGUUUGCACUCAAAUCCUGGGCGGGUGGCUGGGUGCCCGCUUGGGUGGCAGCAGAGUGUUCGGGUUUGGGAUCUUCGUGACAGCAUUGCUUACAGUGUUCAGUCCCCCUCUGGCCCGGGUGAACGUGUAUCUCCUGGUGGCCACUAGAGUCGUCCAGGGUUUUUUUGAGGGAGGAACGUACCCUUGUCUACAAGCCUUGUGGGCGCGAUGGGCUCCACCCCAAGAACGGACUCUCAUGGUGGGGGUGGCUUUCUCCGGCGUACCCGUGGGUACAGUGCUCGGCCUGCAAAUUACUGGGCUCAUUGGUUCCUAUCUGGGUUGGUCUGCAAUGUUCUACUUCACAGGAGCGGUUGGUCUGGCGUGGGUUUUCGCCUUUUGGCUCAUUGUGAAGGACGAUCCGGGAAAGGACCCGCAUAUCUCUGAACAUGAGCUAAAAUACAUAAGAGAUUCCAUUGGGAACUCUGAAACUGAGUUUAAUAGUGUACCGGUGAAAUAUCCUUGGAAAAAAAUUGCCACUUCUAUACCAAUUUGGGCAAUUAUCGUAGCCAACUUCUGCAAUACCUGGACCCACUACACAGUACUCAAUCAGCUCCCUACAUACAUGAACGACGUAUUUGGAUUCGACCUGAAACAGAACGGCCUGCUGACGUCAUUGCCCUAUAUAAUGAUGGGGAUAACCAUGCACUUCUGUGGUGGGCUCAGUGACUGGCUUCAAAACAAAAACGUUCUCACGACAACGCAGGUACGGAAGCUGUUUAUUUGUGGUGCGUAUAUUGGUCAGGGGACUUUCCUGUUCCUCGCAGGCCGUUCGCAGACACCACAGGGGGUCAUUCUGUCUUUGAUUGGUUCUGUCGGCCUGGAGUCUCUCGCUCUCACCUCAUACUAUUGUAAUACUCUUGAUCUUGCACCUCGGCAAGCGAGUGUUCUGUUUGGUCUAUCGAACACAGCUGGAUCCUUGUCUGGAAUCAUCAGUCCCCUACUCGCCGGGUUUAUUGUCACAGAUAAGAGUGCAGAACAAUGGCCAAUUGUUUUCUACACCUCCAGCUGCAUUGCUCUCUCCGGAGCAUUGUUCUACGGGAUAUUCGGCUCUGCUGAAAGAAUGUCCUGGUCUGUAGAAGAGGAACAAGCAAGACAAAACAAACAUGUUGAAAACAACUAAUGAAGACUACGAAUUUCAGUUAUUUUUAUGACUAAUUAUUAUAGUUCAUUUUCAUAAAUUGUAAUUAUUUAUGUUCUGUAUCUGUUUUUAUUUUUAACGGCUUGAUUAAAGGUGACCCUUA
Homalodisca vitripennis (glassy-winged sharpshooter) is the source of this 1778-nucleotide messenger RNA. RefSeq names its product vesicular glutamate transporter 1-like. The record is from RefSeq and is a predicted model, not a curated record. NCBI's taxonomy places the organism in Eukaryota, Metazoa, Arthropoda, Insecta, Hemiptera, Cicadellidae. The transcript has 10 exons. Gene Ontology annotation, biological process: transmembrane transport; monoatomic anion transport. Gene Ontology annotation, cellular component: plasma membrane. Gene Ontology annotation, molecular function: transmembrane transporter activity. Bases 245 to 1657 code for a protein of 470 amino acids.